ACCCAGUCUACAUCCUAUUUUGUGUUGCGCAGCGCAACUAGUGCAGAGUACCAGUGUACCUGUCAGUUCAGAACGACAAUACACGUGCAGAUGUGAUUGGACUUGUAAUUCUUAUGUAGUUUAUUACCUUCGUCAACAUUAUUCUACGAGAUGUCAGAGGGCGGCUAUCAAGUUAUAACACAGAGUGUUGUCAACGUCAGAGUGACAAGCAACGUAAAUACUUUUGGAAGUGAAAGACGUUUCCAGAAAGAUCUGACAAUCUCUGACUUGAAGAACAAGAUUGAGCUACUGACGGGAGCAUCAUCUGGAACUAUGAAGCUGUCACUAAAUGACAAGGACAACAAGAUGGUAUGUCAGCUGGACAAUGAGGCUGCACUCCUUGGCUCCUACCCUGUGGAAGAUAACAUGAUUAUACAUGUAGAAGAUAAGUCUCUGAUACUUGGAGAAUAUGAAGAUGUUUCAAAAGUGAAGAAGUAUGAAAUGACUGCAGAAGACUAUUCAAAGCGAUCAGACAGUGUCAGGUCAUUUAAAGAAAGAAACAAGCUUGGACGUUUUGAUCCAGAAGAACAAGCUCGUAAACAGAAAGAAAUGCAGCAAAAGGAUGAAGAAGAAAAGGCAAGACUUGAAGAAAUGAAGAUAGGUGACCGCUGUGAAGUCCAGAUCACUGGUCAGCCCACACGAAGAGGAACAGUAAAGUAUCUAGGUGACACUGACUUUAAGCCUGGUCUGUGGGUGGGAGUGCAGUACGAUGAACCACAUGGCAAAAAUGAUGGCAGUGUUAGUGGCAAGCAGUAUUUCAGUUGUCAACCCAAGUAUGGAGGAUUUGUGAAGCCCCUGAAUGUAAAAGUAGGUGACUUUCCUGAAGAAGACUUUGGGUUAAGUGAUGAAGAGAUGUGAAAGAACAGCAGACCAAGUUAGCUCUCCUGAUCCAAUGUCAUUACCAGAAAUGUUAUCUUCAGAGCUGAUUUGCUGCAAGGUUGAUGACAUGCCUUGGAGAGAAUAUUGCAGUGAAAGAGAAGUUGUGAAUCGAGAGUUCCUUUCAGUGUGAUAUAAGAAAACCUGAAAGAUGAAAAUAACUUUGUCUCCCAUGUCCUGAAUUGAAGCAUACCUAAUGGUCCAAGAACUUCACCUGGUUUGUUCAGGAGGAUCUAUCAUAUGUAUGCUCAGUGCAGAAUUGCAUCAGGGAGACUGUUAUGCCUGUGGGCAGUUGUGAUGAACCACACAGAAACACUGAGAGAAGAUCGCUUAACCAGUAAAGCAGCUUUCAAGGACAGUAUGUUGCAUGGCCAUCUCUUAGUGUAUGAACAGCUACAUUUAUAUACAGUGGCUAUUUGUUCUGCUUGUGGCUCGUGAUGUGCCCUUGGAAAGUAACAUAUAUCUUUAAGCCCCAACAUCUACACAAACACAUUCUGUGAGGCAUUGUUAUUGCAAUAUUUGGUAGACUUCAUUGUAAUGGACUGUAAAGCAAAGUGCACUGUCUUGCUGUUUUUAUUGUAUUCCAAACCUGCUGGAUCACUUGUGUACAGGUUUGUGUCAAACUGACAUUCCUUUUGACUUUAAUACUAAAGUGCAGAAAUCCUUUUAAUCAUGUUCAUUUCCCAUACAUUAUUCCACAGAUUGAAAUCCUAAAGCUGAACAUUUAAAGUAUUGUAGUCAAUGUGCUGGUUCUAAACGUUUCAAAAUAUAACGAUUAAGGCGGAAAUGGAGAUUUGUUAUAAAUAUUAGCAUCUACUAUGAUGUUAAUGCAUUCUGUCAAAAGUUUUGAUGUGUUGGAACAAACUACAGUGUACCAGUAAUUGUUUUGACACAUGUUUUCUUGUAAUUCUUUUGUUAAAUUGUUUGUUUUGAGAAUGAAUUAGAUGAAUGUUGUUGCUAUUUGCUUUUAAUCAAUAACACUUAGAGAACUAUAUGUUGGUUAAGUUCCCUUUAUGAAGGCCCUGGAUCAGUUCAUUCCUUCGGGGAUGGCAAUUUUCCGCUGAUCCGCGGAUUUCAGCAGAUUUUAUUUCUCUUUGAUCAAUUCAAACCCCCCAUUCGGUGACACAAUACAUGUACAUGUGUAUUAGGUUUUCAGCUGAAAAUAGAUUUUCCUGUUGCCAUCCCCGUUUCUUAGUGUAGUAUCAUGCUGGACUUUGGAUCAGUCCACACAGAGUGUAACUUAUGGAACUAAAUAUGGCUUGCAGGAUGUGCAUGUUAACAUGAAAAUCUUGUUGCACUAGAUGACACCAGGUCGCUCAUCACAAUAUCAACAGAUGUGUAUAAUUGAGAAAAUAAAGUCUUUGAUCCCAGA
This is a messenger RNA of Haliotis rubra (blacklip abalone), 2287 nucleotides long. RefSeq names its product tubulin-folding cofactor B-like. Gene Ontology annotation, biological process: post-chaperonin tubulin folding pathway; tubulin complex assembly; cytoplasmic microtubule organization. The transcript has 7 exons. Gene Ontology annotation, cellular component: nucleus; microtubule plus-end; cytoplasm. Gene Ontology annotation, molecular function: alpha-tubulin binding; microtubule plus-end binding. NCBI's taxonomy places the organism in Eukaryota, Metazoa, Mollusca, Gastropoda, Lepetellida, Haliotidae. The record is from RefSeq and is a predicted model, not a curated record. Bases 151 to 897 code for a protein of 248 amino acids.